Messenger RNA from Paramecium sonneborni, 555 nucleotides. NCBI's taxonomy places the organism in Eukaryota, Ciliophora, Oligohymenophorea, Peniculida, Parameciidae. The record is from the annotation of a GenBank genome assembly.
UUAUAUUUUAUGUCAGAAAUAGAGGAAAUUAAUUUAGAGUAGCAUAAUACAAAGAAUAGAUAAUCAAGAUAGCAAGCUUAAUUAGGAAAAACACGAAAACCUAUUCGAAGAUUCAAGAGAUAAAAUAAUUCUUUCUAAUUCAGAAAUAGAAAUAGAGAUAGAGAAAGAGAUCGACCAAGAUAAAAAGAAUGGAAAUAACAAUAACAAUACAGCGCAAAUAAUCCAGAAUUAUAUGAAAUAGAUAUCUAUAACUUUUUAGCAAAGAAUUAGAUCUCAGAUCUUAUUGUAAUAAAUUAGUUAAUUUAGAAUGAUAUUAAGACUAGAUGUGGUGAAUUGGUAAAACUUCAUAUUAUUGCAAAUAACAUUUAAGAAAAUGAGGCUGAGACUAGAGUAUAAUUUUAUAAUAUAAACAGAUUAUUCUAAAAGCAUUUUUCAAGGAUUAAAAGUCAGCUGAUGAAUGUUAUUUUUAAUAUGGUGAUGCAACUCUAGAUAAAUUACAAUUAAGAACAGAGCGAAAAUAUUGAUGUAAAAUUAAUAUAUAUAUAAAUAAGAGAU